This is a messenger RNA of Trachemys scripta elegans, 2259 nucleotides long. RefSeq names its product hyaluronan binding protein 2 (gene HABP2). NCBI's taxonomy places the organism in Eukaryota, Metazoa, Chordata, Testudines, Emydidae. Gene Ontology annotation, molecular function: calcium ion binding; serine-type endopeptidase activity. The record is from RefSeq and is a predicted model, not a curated record. Gene Ontology annotation, biological process: proteolysis.
UUGCUCUCUAGCCAUUGCAGUUUGACUUUGCAGAAAAAAACAUAGUCAACAAAUGCAAGAUUAUUUGUAGGAAAAUUUAGUUUGUGAGGAUGGUCAAUGGCGCUGUGUCCCUUUGGGUUCUUCCUCUGAUCCUAUUGCUGGGGAAUGCACCUUUCUGUCUUUCCAGCCUCUUCUCUUCACUAGUUGACUUGCAGACAGACAGGAUAGAUUACUAUGAAUACAGUGAUGAGUAUAUCCCGCCAGAAGAGAACACCGCCGCCACAGACAGAGAAUAUCUCACAUAUCCCGACUGGUUCUACGAAUACUUUGGCUACAAUGGUGAAGGAUCUCGUCAGCUGUUAGAUGCCAGAGUAAAGCUGAUCUCCAAGACGCAGUGCAAUGCACGGUGCGCAUAUGAUAACAGACUGGAUGAAAGCAUGCUUUGUGCAGGAAAUCUGCAGGCACCAGGAAUUGAUACUUGUCAGGGAGAUUCUGGAGGUCCUCUAACCUGUGCACAAAAUGGUUCCUAUUAUGUCUAUGGAAUUGUGAGCUGGGGCGAACAGUGUGGCAUAAAAGAUAAACCAGGAGUUUAUACCCAAGUGACAAGAUUCCUCAAUUGGAUUAAAUCAAAAAUUCAGCAGGAAUCCGGUUCACGCGAGUAAGCGACACUUUCUGGAAAGGCAAAUGGUAAACCUGAGAAAUUUAAUUUUCUUUAUCCCUCCUCCAACAUUAUUGAUGGCACUGUGACCAUGACAACAUAUCCAAGAUGGCGGUGGCUCUAGAGAAAAUAGCAAUAGCUGCUGCUUCAGACCUCAUGCAUCAACUCAAAUUUCAAUCUCCGGUGAACAGUACCAAUGUACGUAUGUAAUAUUUAGCUGAAAACUGAAACUCCCGUAGAUUCUUUUAAUGUCUUUUAGUGAAUUAAAGGGCUUGAUCCAAAGUCCGCUGAAGUCUUUUGAUGGAUCAAAUAUAAGGAACGAGAGCUGCUCUGCUUUGCCCAAAAUCAAUUGGACAGUCAUUUUCUUCUGAGAUUUUUGUCUUGUAAAACACCUAUGCAUGUGAACAGCUUUGCACCGCUAAGUAUUCCCAUUGACGUCACUGGUACUAUGCACAUGCAUAAAGUCACUCACAUACAUGUGUUUGUAGGCUCAGGGCCCAAUUUGUGUAUCUCCGGCUGUCAGCAAAUGGAUGUAAAAUAUUUCUAUAAUGUAAAUCUAAAUUAUUUCAAAAUGAUUUCAAAAAUGUUAAUGAUUUUUUCUGUUUUGUUCCACUUUUCUUCUUUGUAUCUGAUGAUAGCUGAAUUAUUUACUAAACCUAGAUUAUAAUCUCUUAAUUGUUAGACAUAGAACUGGAAUUUCUUUUUACAGAUAGAAUUGCAUAUUUUUGUUCAGUUAUUCUGCAGUCUUUAAGGAAAAUUUGCAAAAUAUGGGAUUGACGUUAAUUCUGAGAUGGAAGGAUGCCCACUGGUUUAUGUGAAGAGUCGGUCUGCAAAGUGUAACAAUGUCUCUCUCAUUUGGGUAUUUUUGGCUUUUUAUGGUUGAUUAUAAACCAGUGGUUCUCAAACUUUUGUACUGGUAACCCCUUUCACAUAGCAAGCCUCUGUGUGUGACCCCCCCCCCUUAUAAAUUUAAAACACUUUAACACCAUUAUAAAUGCUGGAGGCUGACAGCUAGUGACCCCCCCUCCCAUGUAAUAACUUCGUGACCCCCUGAUGAGGGGUCCCAACCCCCAGUUUGAGAACCCCUGUUUUAAACCUCAUGCCAUUGGGAUGGUCUAUAAACAGCCCCAUAAUCCAUCACAAGCUAUUCCCAUUGCAAUAAUUUUGAACCACCCUCUUCAGCAGAAGCCUCAGGUACUAAUUGUGAUCUCUGUCAAUCAGGGAUCACUCCUCUGAAGUCCCUUAAAGAAUACGACCAAAUUAAUCAAUGCUAAUUUAGCUUCCAUCAGCCCUUGUCUUGUGCAUAUUCACCCACCAAGAGAUUUUUAAAGCCUUAUCUUGUGUCCUUUAAUGUCAAGGUGCCAAUAAACCAGGAACCAAUUCUAAAAUAUCUAAAGGCAUCAUUUAUGGAAACAACUGCAUUUGAUUUAUUCAAUACAAAUGAUUUUACAUUCUACAAAUCAGGGCUUAUUAAUCUUUAGUACAAAGCUGAGCCGGCCAGUCAUCUAGUACUAAUUUCAUUGACAGCCAUAAAUAAAUACCAUACUUUGUAUUACAUACACUUAUAAAUCACUUGUCUUAAAGUAUCCACACAAAAAUAUAAAGAUCAAUAUUAAAUUGCA